AUGCACUGUCGCGCCCGCAUACGGCCCAAACCGCUUGCCCAGCAGCAGCGCCAGUACCACCGAGUUGGUGCCCUGCAUGGCUUGUCCUGCUGUGGUAGCCGUGUCGUUGCGCCCCAACACGAAGCCUGGGUGAAGGUGCACGACAUCGAACGGUGGCCUCUCACGCUCCAUCCACGCCUCGGCAUGGUGCAGCGCUGCAACCUUGGAUGCCGCAUAGGCCGCAAACUCGGAUUCGUACGGUCCAGGGGCAAACGGGAUGCGGUCAUUGGGAGACACAGGCUUGGAAGGGUCUCGCUUCCGUCUGCCCGUCAGCUCGUCCAUGGGAACCAAGGCAAUGAAGGAGCUGGUGAUCACGACACGACGGACCGUCCCACCGAGGUUGGCUGCUUCCAGGAGGCUGAUGGUACCGCGCACAGCUGGCUGGAUGAAAUGCGCAUCGUGUUGACUGAGCGCGUUAUCGUAAGCACCGGGGACCGUGAUAUCGGGCACAAUGAUGAAGGAGAGUCGGUGACCUGGGUUGAGUGCCUGGAUUUGUGGUCUUGCAAGAACAGCAGCAGCUUUUGCAUGGGAUCGAACGGCGGCCCGGACCCGAUAUCCCUCUCGAAGCAGUUGCACCAGAGUCCACGACCCUACAUGGCCCGUGGCCCCUGUUAUCAAUACCAAAUCUUUUGGCGAAACCAUAUUGUGUGUGAUCUGGGAGGUAUCAGACCAGACAACGAGGGUGUCCGUCGGCGGCAUAUAUACAACAGCAACAAAACCCCCCCCCCGCCGGGGCGUGCCAAGACGAUUGGGUACCCUUUCGGAGACAAGGCAGAGAGACCUGGUGUCUCGUUCCAAAGGGCGCGGCUCUCUGGCACCGCCUGUAUUGCUGUGGCCAGACCCGCCAACCAUGGUACUCAGCUGAGCGCUAGUGGGCGCCAACGGGACAGCCGACCAGUGGCGUGGCGUGAAAUCUCAGUCGACCGCAUGCUAACAUGCGCACCUCAGGAACUUGUGAUGAUGGAGUCUAGACUCCAGCUGCUCGCCGAGUUUGACGCCUCCUCACUCGUGUCGAGUUGUCGUUAUCGCUUCUCCAUCCGUCCGCAACACAUCAAGAGGCUAGGAGCAUCGCUGACGGAUCAUCGCCCUCUCCUGGGACUGGCCUGCGAGCUAAACCGUCUCAUGCCGUCACCGCCCAUGCUGGUGGCUCCUGGCAAAUUUGGGACGAUGUGGCUUGCCAGCCACGCAAGCUUGACAUGUGAGGGCUUCAUGUCUGAGGGGGAGGGUCGUUUAUCGGAGUCUGCCGCUCCGACAUCCGACCUGCAAGACAUUUUGGUCCCAGCCUGA
Molecule: messenger RNA, 1326 nt
Organism: Podospora pseudopauciseta
Lineage: Eukaryota; Fungi; Ascomycota; Sordariomycetes; Sordariales; Podosporaceae
Exons: 3
Coding region: 1-1326 (441 amino acids)
Source: RefSeq, a predicted model, not a curated record